AAACGUUCAAUGAAUUCAAUUACUACACAGAGGCAUGUUUUUCGAUUCUAAAUCAAUAUACGUACUCUUUCAUCUUAUACACAUUUUGAUAUUAUCGAACUUGAAAUACUAUACAACGGCGAAAACUAUUUUUAUACAUGAGAUUACAUAGGUCCCUACUGCGCAGUACGGCGGAGGAAACACGUUGGUGACCGGACUACUUUCAUGAUAAUUAUUUCCUGGAAUCAAAUAUAUAUUUUAUAUUUUUUCGUUCUUAAAUGUAACUACCACACGGGACAGUUAUGUGAAAAAAAACGUAUUAUUUUCUUACUCGUCAUUGUAAAAUAAAUAAAUAAUAAUAUAUUAAAAAAUAGUUUGUGUUCGUCGUGUCGACUGAUGACGUCAAGGGUUCACUGGCUGUUUUGGCGCGAACGUCAAAAGUUCAGUCUUUUAUUUUGUAUUUUUUUCUGACUUCAAAACACCAACUAACGUACUAUUUCGGUAACUAUCUACCCAAAUGAAAUGGGCUCCAAGAUCAUCGCCGAUGCUGUACGGUUUUCGAAAAUGCUUCGGUCUCUUCAAGAUGACUGCAAAGACUCCUGUAUAUAUGAGGAAGACAUCCAGAUACUGAGAGUGAAUGGAGGGAAACAUCUCCACAACAUCUACACCGGUGACAGACCAGUCUUCAUCUGUGAGAAAACGGCCCCACAGAUCGACCCUGAAGAUGACAAAAUGGAUGAGACGCACUCUGACGAUGAGACGCACUCUGACGAUGAGACAAAUCAUGAAGUCAAGAUAGAGUUGGGGCCACAGCCUCUCACCAUCAUGAAAGCAAGGCAGCUGUUGUCUUGGUACACAAUGUCUCAGAACAGCAUUGUAUCUCCAGUGUUGUGUCCCCAGACUCAGUAUGGAGCCACGUGGAGUGUUGACGAUCCUGGAGACUCCACCUCUCUCUCCAUGGCCACUCUGAAUAUCAAGGUGUCCAGUGGCGACAUGAGAAGUCCCAUGUAUCCGUUGUACAGGGAGCUGGAGUUUCUACAGAUGCUGGCUGAUGGUCUGAGGACCGGAGAGACUGAGUGGAUGGAACCUGUGGAGACCAUGUCUGCUGUGCAGUUGACAAGGGAGUACCUGGAUGAACUGCAGAACACUGUAAAGACUCUGCAGGAUCAGUCUACCAAAGAGGCAGUGAAGGUGAAGACAGAGAUGGGAACAUCAGAGACAGAGAUAUUCAACUCUCUGAUGGAGAGAGGAGAUCUGGACUUCAUAGAACAGCUCUGGGUUCGCAUGAGGAACAGUGUGACUUCCUAUCAAGAUGUCGGAGACUGUCUGAAAAUGGUCAUCAAAGCUUUGCAGUAUGGUGACAUUAAACCAUGGAUUCACAGAGACAGCAGUAGCUCCCUCAGUAAGCUGAUCAUUCAGUCUUACCACCAUCAGAUGGAUCAUGUCUCUUUGACAGGCCUGACACCUGUCCACAUGCUGCUGGAGAUGGGCCUAGACAAGAUGAGGAAGGACUACAUCAACUACCUCAUAGGUCAAGAUCUGACCACGCUAAACCACCUGAGUUACUACCUGAGUACAGUGGAGGACCUGCAGGAGCAGGUGAUCAGACUGAGGAAACUACACCACCUGCUGGAGAUCAUGGUGACCUGCAGCACCUUCCUGUGCCUGCCAUACGACAGACUCUUCCUCCUCACACAGUUGUGUUUGCAGUACUACAAGACAUGUCCCUAUGACGAGGACCACGAGUUCAAACUGCAGAUCAAACCUGCCCUGAUCAGCCACUUCUACCAGAAGGAGCAGGCGGUGUCCUGGGGGGUGGAAGUGUCUAGUGGUAAUUGCCCCAGAGAGGUGAAGACAUCCUGGCUGCUGAGUGACAAGCCCCUGGUGGAACACAUCGUCUUUGAAACAGAUGAGAUGACUGUGAACAGCGCCAGCGAGACUGCCUAUUUCACCACCAUGGUGUGUUGCAGCCUGGUCAAUUUGCUGCUUAGAUCCAAAAGUCUCAACUGA
Messenger RNA from Oncorhynchus gorbuscha (pink salmon), 1989 nucleotides. RefSeq names its product protein zwilch homolog. Bases 502 to 1989 code for a protein of 495 amino acids. Gene Ontology annotation, cellular component: RZZ complex. Gene Ontology annotation, biological process: mitotic spindle assembly checkpoint signaling; protein localization to kinetochore. The record is from RefSeq and is a predicted model, not a curated record. The transcript has 17 exons. NCBI's taxonomy places the organism in Eukaryota, Metazoa, Chordata, Actinopteri, Salmoniformes, Salmonidae.